AUGGCAUCGUCACAGUCUCGAAAAUCAGUUCUCGUGACCGGCGCCAACGGUUAUAUUGGCAAUGCCGUCUGCAAGGCCUUUGUUCGUGCAGGGUGGUGCGUCUUCGGGCUUGUCAGACAACCCGAGGCUGCCCAGUCUCUUGCAGCUCAAGAGGUCAUUCCUCUACUUGGAUCAGCCACUCUCCAGGACUCCGGGGCAUCGGAUCCCUCCAACACCGACGAACUCCUGCAACGAUACCCUUGGCUCAAAGAUCUUUUGGCCCAAACUGUAAAGCUGGACGUCAUCAUUGGCUGCUCGGAGCAGUGGCCCGACUAUGUCUCGCACUACACGAGUGUAACCCAAUUCUUCCGUGCGCUUGCGAGCAUCAGUAGCUCUAAUGGCACCAAGCCUCUGGUCCUCUGGUCGAGCGGCUGCAAAGACUAUGGUGUGGGCGCUUUGAGCGACGCGCCAGAUCUUAGACCUCAUACGGAGGAGUCGCCGCUAAUGACCGAGGGAUUCCUGGCUCCGCGGACGGAAUAUAGCCAGAAAAUCUUCAGCCACUCUGACAUAUUCGAUGCCGUACUGCUUCGGCCUACCAACGUCUACGGCUACAACAGUAGCUUCUACGGGGCAGCGUUCCAAUUUGCCGAAGAGUUGGCCAGCAAAGGCAGCGGUCUCGAUCGUUCAGGAAAGAUUGAGGUCCCUCUCGAAGGGCGCAGUAUCAUGCACGCAUUGCAUGUUGACGAUUGUGCGGAAGCCUAUCUCGCGCUCGCAGAACAUUCGGGCCGCAACGCUAUUGCGGGACAGUGCUUCAACAUAUCGUCGAGCUCUUUCGAGACCACUGACCAGGUCGUCCAAGCGCUUGCUCGUGAUUACAGUAUCGCGGAAAAGGUGUUGUGUGUCGGUGAGACUUCAGAGACUCCUGGGCACCUCGCAAAUAUCUUUGGGUAUAGUCAGUGGGUCGACAGCAGCAAGAUUCGGGCAGCUACUGGAUGGCAAGACAAGCGGCUGUCCUUCAGCCAGGGCAUCGGCGUCUACCGGCGUGCUUACGAGGCCACAAAGGGUUCGGACAGUGGCAGUAGGAAUGUCGACAAACUUCACACGGUCAGCCUCAAAUAG
This is a messenger RNA of Microdochium trichocladiopsis, 1098 nucleotides long. RefSeq lists its product as uncharacterized. NCBI's taxonomy places the organism in Eukaryota, Fungi, Ascomycota, Sordariomycetes, Xylariales, Microdochiaceae. The coding region runs from base 1 to 1098 and encodes 365 amino acids. The record is from RefSeq and is a predicted model, not a curated record. The transcript is spliced from 2 exons.